Molecule: messenger RNA, 2937 nt
Organism: Biomphalaria glabrata
Lineage: Eukaryota; Metazoa; Mollusca; Gastropoda; Planorbidae
Product: slit homolog 2 protein-like
Exons: 2
Coding region: 593-2803 (736 amino acids)
Cellular component (GO): extracellular matrix
Molecular function (GO): protein binding
Source: RefSeq, a predicted model, not a curated record
UUCUAUUUGUACAACUGGGAGGCAUAUCUAGCCAAAACAACGUCACUUCAGCCACCAGAAUUUUUUUUUUAAAUUGUUUUUAGGAAAAAUCUGUGUUGUAAAAGAUAACAUUGAAGUGUGUUAAGUGUGUUGGGCGCUGAGUCAAUACGCUGCGGAAGAUUAUAUACAAAACUUCUGGACGGUAAACAAGUAUGUCUCUACUAAGGCGAUAUAACCAAACCAUGGCUACUUUAUGGUCGAAGAGUCUCAAGAUGUUCAUCUUUCAAGUGUAUCUACUAUUGUGGUCUUUCUUACACGUAACUGGACAGUGUCCAUCAGGCUGUAGUGAAUGUCUGCCAGGAAGUACUGCAGUCUGUGGGUCAGUGUGUCCAAAUAAAAUUAAUUUACCAACAGAUAUUACAACUUACGUUCAAAAAGGAAAUGGUACUUGUGAUACACCAGGAAGACCAUGGGCACUUCGAACUGACAAUUUUAUCAAUUACACCAAGCUGGAAAACUAAGUAUUACCUAUUCUAAUGUGGCUGCCAUACACCCAACACAGCCUCCGUUCAGGCAUUUAACGAAUUUCAGAGUUCUUUCAUUAGCACACAAUAUGUUCAGGGGUUUCGGCAAAACUUUAUUAGGACUGACCAAAUUAGAAGAACUAGACUUAAGUUCUAACUUGAUGGGAGCGUUGUUAAAUAAAUCAAUGGAAACAUUAACAUCAUUACACACUUUGAACCUGGAUCACAAUCGCCUGAGUCAAUUAAAUAAAGAAACAUUUCAUGGACUUGUAAGUCUCAGAACAUUGAUUCUGUCUAACAACCCUCUUGUCUCAUUGGAUCAAGAUUUAUUUCUGCCACUGACUAAUAUUGAAAACAUUUAUUUGCAUAAUGUCAACAUCCAAACUAUACCAUCAGGUUUAGUAACUCAUCUGACAGCUCUCAGAAACCUUGAUCUUUCCAAUAAUUCUCUAUCGACUCUAAGUGAUGACAGUUUUGAUGGGACAUCGUUGGAUGAUUUAGAUCUAUCCUCUAAUCAACUGACAUCAGUUCCAACAGCAGCCAUGAAGCGAUGCAACAAACAACCCACACAACUUUCACUGGCCCACAACCAAAUUUCAAGUCUUUCUAACUCUGACAUCAAAGAUUUCACAAUAGAAACUUUAGAUCUUAGUCACAAUCAAAUCAGUCAGAUUCCAAGAGACUUUUUUCAAAAUGUUAAAAUUACUAAUAUAUAUCUCAACGGUAAUCCUAUAAAUAUGAUAGAGGAUAAUACAUUUGAUGGCCUCAAAUUGUCCAGUCUUGACCUUAGCAACACUAGACUAGUGUCUCUGUCCAGUUCAACAGAGACCUGGCUGAAAAAUACAUCGGCCAAAGUCAAUCUCAACAACACUAGCUGGCAAUGUGACUGUGACACUCUUUGGUUGGCCGAACUCUUGACCACUCACACAAACAUAGUCUCACCGACAUGUGGAGUCAAGUAUUCUGGUCAACUUUUGUCCACUGCAACAAAUCAGAUAAGAACAGACUGUAUAACGACUACAACACAAUCAACAACAACGAUCAGUCAUUGUCCAGCCAACUGUACACAGUGUGAUCCUGGAGGUACUGCAGUAUGUAGUACAAUGUGUGUAUCUAAAGCCAAUCUACCAAAGGACAUAACAACAUACAUACAAACAGGAAGUGGUACAUGUAAUGGAGUAGGCAAAUCUUGGAUACUUCGAACAGAAAAUUUUAUCAAUUACACAAAACUUGAAACUAUCAGUCUGACAAAUUCUAAUGUGGCCAACUUUCACCCAAGAGAUCAUCCUUUUGAACAUUUAGGAAACAUUUUAAAAUCUUUGUCACUUGCUCAUAACAGAAUUUUAACGUAUGGAAGAAAUUUAGAAAAUUUAACCAAGUUAGAAGAAUUGGAUCUGAGUUAUAACAACAUUUCGGGAAUGUUAAACAAUUCAUUGUCAAAUCUUAGACUAUUAAAAACUCUUAUCUUUGAACAAAAUCAAAUUAAACAUUUAUAUAACGAAACCUUCACUGGACUAGACAGCUUACAAACACUUGUAUUGUCACACAAUCCUCUAGAAUCUAUUGACAAAGUCACAUUUAAGCUGCUGACAAAUGUUGAAACUAUAAAACUUCAAGAUGUACAAAUGAAUGAUAUUGAUCCAAAUUGGUUCGCUCAACACAAGACAUUGAGAAAUAUUGAUCUUUCACACAAUUUCCUCAAGUCAAUUGAUGAGAGAAGUUUUCUGAUGACGUUUUUAGAAGACCUGGACUUGUCUUACAAUAAUUUGACGUCAGUACCUACUGCAGCAAUCAAACGAUGUACUAAGCAACCAACAAGACUUUCAUUAGCCCACAAUCAAAUUCCAAAUAUUUCCAACGCUGAUAUCGUUGACUUUACUGUGGAAACUUUAGAUCUUAGUGACAAUCAAAUCAAUCAGAUUCCAAAGGAUCUAUUUCAAAAUGUGCCAAUAGAAAGUAUCAAUCUAAGCGGAAAUUCAAUUGAUAAAAUAGAAGACGGCACAUUUGAUGGACUCCAGCUGUUGAACCUUGACCUUAGCAACACCAGACUCGAGUCUUUACCAAGAUCAACAGAAAAGUCGUUGGCCAACACCUCCACCAAAAUCAAUCUCAACAACACUAGCUGGCAAUGUGACUGUGACACUCUUUGGUUGGCAGAGCUCUUGACCAAUCAUUCAAACAUAGUCUCACCGACAUGUGGAGCCAACACGAAGUACUCGGGUCUACUGUUGUCCACAGCAGCAAGUCAGUUGAAAAACGAUUGCAAUAGAAGUAAGUCAUGUACACAACUUAAAGAGUGAAUGAAGUCAUUGAGUAGACAUUGAAACUAUUAUCACGUCUCAUUAACUACUUCAGAAACAAACCACGGUUUACCCGUAUCAGCGAACUUUUUUUUUUUUUUUUGCAUUUUUUAAAAACAAAACUAAUUUCUUUC